Salvia hispanica is the source of this 1902-nucleotide messenger RNA. The record is from RefSeq and is a predicted model, not a curated record. NCBI's taxonomy places the organism in Eukaryota, Viridiplantae, Streptophyta, Magnoliopsida, Lamiales, Lamiaceae.
ACUCUUCUUCCCAGCAGCUGCUGCUGCUAUUUCUCUUUCAGAAGUGUCACCUCAGCACCUCUAGUGUGUGUGUUUGUGCGUGUGAAAGGUUAGAGUGAUUCUUGAUUUUGUGUGGCUAAUUAUCAAGAUUCGAUUUUUUUCGAGAAAAAUAUGUUCUUUUUUUCUUGUGUGUAGUGAUGGUUGGUUGAAUGUGUUCUGUUUUUUCUAGCAAAAAUGUUUUCUUUCUUUUAAAUGAGGGAUUUUUUUGGUGGAUUGUUUGUUGAUUCUUGAACACUGAAAUUGUUCUUGCUGGAGUUGCCAGAGGUUAUCAAGAUUCGAUUUUUUUCGAGAAAAAUAUGUUCUUUUUUUCUUGUUUAUAGUGAUGGUUGGUUGAAUGUGUUCUGUUUUUUCUAGCAAAUGUUUCCUUUCUUUUAAAUGAGGGAUUUUUUUGGUGGAUUGUUUGUCUGAUUCUUGAACAUUGAAAUUGUUCUUGCUUGAGUUGCCAGAGGUUAUCAAGAUUCGAUUUUUAUUGGUCUUGAUAUCUUACCAGAGGCAGAAUUUUUAAGGUAUGGAUUCUUGUCUUCCUGAUUGGAACACUGAUGCUGGAGGUGAAUUCCCUGUCCCUCUUCAAAGAAAACCUCUUGGAUUAGAGAAUGAGUUGGUUGAGCUGUUGUGGCAAAAUGGGGAGGUUGUGUUGCAUAGUCAAACCAAUAGGAAACAAGCAAAGCAAUCACAUGGUGAUGGGGCAGUUUCAUGGAUUGAUUGCCCUAUUGAUGAAUCAUUUGAGAGGGAAUUCUGUGCUAAUUUCUUGUCUGAGAUCCCUCCAUCCGAAGGCUUUGCUCCGCCUCCACCUCUGAGAUUUGAGGUGCCCGGGAAAAGCCUGGAGUGCUCUGGAAUGACUGUCGGGUCGAGCCAUUGUGCGAGCAACCAAGUUGUGAAUGAAGUUGACAUGAGUUGGGCUUCUAGCUCUGGGGUCGGGAGGGCGUUAAACGAGGGCGUGGAGAGGGAGGCUCCCGGGCAGGCUAGGACGUCGGCCUCUGGUGGAUCUGGUAGUAGUAGCCUGUGGAAAACGAGCAGCCUGUCGAAUGAGACGAGCAGGCACAAGAGGAAGAGCCGUGACAUGGAUGAGUCCGAAUGCCCGAGUGAUGCGACUGAGUCGGAGUCGGCUGCGGGAAACAAGGCAAAGAUCGGGGCUGCUCGUAGGAGCCGUGUGGCUGAAGUGCAUAACAUGUCUGAGAGAAGGCGAAGGGACCGGAUCAACGAGAAGAUGAAGGCUUUGCAAGAGCUCAUCCCUCACGCCAACAAGUCGGACAAGGCGUCCAUGUUAGACGAGGCGAUCGAGUAUAUGAAGGCCUUGCAGCUGCAGAUUCAGUUGAUGUGGAUGGGGAGGGGGAUGGCGCCGAUGAUGCUUCCGGGCAUGCAGCACUACAUGUCGCGUGUAGGGAUGGGAAUCGGGCCAACCAUGCUGCCGGGGAUCCAAAACCUAAUGCGCUUGUCGCGCUUGCCCCUCGUUGACCAAGCUACGAACGGACCGAGCCAAGCUCCAGUCGGGCCUCAUAAACCAAUGCCGAACCCGGUUAAUUAUCUGAACCAAAUUCCGACCUCGAGUUUUCAAGAGCAGUAUGCUAACUACAUGAACUUUCACUCGAUGCAAAGUGCAUCGCCUCAGCCGACGGACCUUUUCAACUUCGGGUUCCAUUCGGCUCAGCCGAAUCAGGGCAAUGGGAACACUUCCGUUGGAUGAGGCAUAUAGUCGACAUGAAAUCUACGCGUACAACUUAUCGAAGAAUUGGAGGAUCGGAUACGAUAAUCAUUUGUGCAGAUCAUAUGUGUUCCUGUCGUGUUUUCGUAUUGUGUCGAAAAUUGUCAUUCUUAACUAAAACACACACAUCUCCAAGAAAUCCACACCUAUCAAUUAGCAAA